AGAACGCACUAAGUAUAGGGCUCUGGUGAGGAUCCUGAGUUUGCCCAAGGGGCGUCAUGCCCACCAACUUUCCCUCGAGGUAUAUAUAGUCCAUAAGGCUUCCGAGAUUCGUCAAGGUCCACCUCCCAAGGACGCACCACCGCGAACGGAAAUCAGCAGACAUGGUGACCAUAGCACGCUCACCCGGGGACUGCUGCAUCAAGACCGUCGAGCAUUCGGGUACCGCGCAGGGGACUAUCGAGAAGUUCGCAGGCGUCGACACGUACGUCUCGCGCCCGGCCGAGCUGAGCGAGCAGCGGAGGGUCAUCCUGUUCUUCGCGGACGUGUAUGGCCCGUUCUUCUUGAACUCGCAGUUGAUCAUGGAUUACUGGGCGUCCAACGGGUACCUGGUGCUGGCGCUGGAUUACUUCGAGGGCGACCCGGUGCAGAACCACCUGGGCAAGGUGGGGAAGAAUUAUAGCAUCGAGUUCGACUUCGUACCCGGGAAGAUGAUCCGCGCGAAGCAAAUCACGCCUGACUGGAUUGAUGCUGUGAAGGAACAGUUUGGAACGUCGCAGACGCAGUGGCUGACUGUAGGAUAUUGUUUCGGCGCACCAUUCGUGAUGGACUGUAUGGCACGGGACUGGAUUACUGCAGGUGCGUUCGGGCAUCCUGCCGUCCUGAAGGACCAUCACUUCCGGAAUAUGAAGAAGCCAUUGCUUCUGUCGUGCGCAGAGAUCGACCAUACAUUCCCCUUGGAGUUCCGCCGCCGUGCUGAAGACAUCAUGGUCGAGAUCAAGGCGACGUACCAUAUCCAGGUAUUCUCUGGAGUAACCCAUGGCUUCUCCCUGAGAGGUAACGUGGACGAUCCCGUUGCAAAAUGGGCAAAAGAGCAGAGCGCAUCGACGAUCUUGAGCUGGUUUGAUAACUCCUGUGCCGCAGAGCAACGCCCCGAAGUCAAGCUUUAGCUCGUUGAUGACUCCCCUUUCGUCUCUUGGGUCGCAUUAUAUCGCCCGACAUGUCCUGAAUCGAUCCUCCGACUGUACUGUCACACUAGCCGUAUCGGAACUGUGGAACUUUGAACUGCGGAGUCAGCAUGAGGCUCGAAUACUGUAACACAAGUCUGUUGUUAUCGUCAACUACCUGUCCAGACCUAGAGAAAGGUUCGAACAGAUGGCCGCAAGAACACCCCAAGUAGACAUGCUGUCCGACGAAACCGAAAGUCAAGGUCAAUCAGACUGGUUGGCUCGAACGAGUACCUGCCGAAAAGGAAAGUGUGGC
Molecule: messenger RNA, 1260 nt
Organism: Rhodofomes roseus
Lineage: Eukaryota; Fungi; Basidiomycota; Agaricomycetes; Polyporales; Fomitopsidaceae
Product: Alpha/Beta hydrolase protein
Exons: 8
Coding region: 162-947 (261 amino acids)
Molecular function (GO): hydrolase activity
Source: RefSeq, a predicted model, not a curated record